Molecule: messenger RNA, 690 nt
Organism: Penicillium canescens
Lineage: Eukaryota; Fungi; Ascomycota; Eurotiomycetes; Eurotiales; Aspergillaceae
Exons: 1
Coding region: 1-690 (229 amino acids)
Source: RefSeq, a predicted model, not a curated record
AUGCCCAGCUACGGCCAGUCUCUGCCGGGCAGCUACAUGAAGAACGAUAUGGCUCCACCCAAUCCCAGAGCCCCUGGUGCGGCUGACCCGGAGAGCACAGAACGCCAGCCGGAGCAUUACUCGCGGAGUAACGGUGCGCCCGGCGACUCUGUCCCAGAGCAUGAACAGGAGUACCUGCAGGACCACAACAGUGGCUAUAACUCCAACCGGAACUCCUACACCUACACCACCAACCCCUCCGUCACUUCAUUGACUGGCGAGCACUCGCAGCUCACCCCGGAGAUGACCAGCUCGCCUUCACAGCAGAAUGGGUCGGGUCGCAUGACUCCUCGCACAGGUGGUGCGCCUCCCCACUGGGCCUCCGGGUAUAACACUCCUCCCCGCCCUGCCGCUGCUACGACUUUGUACAACGCCGUCAGCGACACCCGCGGUACUCCCGCGAACGGUGCGUCAGACCCGUACUCCAUGGCGUCGUCCUCGACACCAGUCUACUCGACUGUCAAUGGAUCUAUCGGCUCGGGCAGCAAGCGCAUGCGCGAGGAUGACGAUGUCAUCCGCCCCGACAAUGGUGCAGAGUACGAGACCAAGCGCCGCAAGACAAUCACUGAUAAUACAAUUGGUGGCCCAGUCGGCGGUGCUCCAAUCCUACAGCCCAUGAAGACGAGCGGAGUCAUGGCUCGCCAUCGCUGA